ACUAGCCGGAAAGGGAGGCGCGUAGGGCGGGGCUGCUCCUCCCAUAUGCUAUAUCCGGUAGCUACGCUGAGUAUUUGGCCUCAGUCACCGCGUGGAGUAAGGGAGAAAGGAUAUGGCGGACGUAGAGGGUUCCAAAAAAAAGGCGAAAAAGCGUCGCAGUCAGAUUCUCGGAGCAGAGGACGUGGCAGCUAUUCAACAUGAGGAAGAUUUUCUUAUCAAACCUGAAUCUAAAGUGGCUCAGUUAGAUACCUCGCAAUGGCCUUUACUUCUCAAGAACUUUGAUAAGUUGAACAUCCGAACGGCUCAUUAUACUCCUAUUCCAUCUGGUUCCAACCCACUGAAAAGAGAGAUUUCUGAAUAUAUUAAAACAGGGUUUAUUAAUUUGGAUAAACCUGCUAACCCUUCAUCACAUGAGGUGGUAGCAUGGAUACGGCGAAUUUUAAGGUCAGAGAAGACUGGUCACAGUGGGACCCUGGAUCCAAAAGUAACUGGUUGUUUGAUUGUCUGCAUUGAUCGUGCAACGCGACUUGUGAAAUCACAGCAGAGUGCAGGGAAAGAGUAUGUGGGAAUUGUACGGUUGCACAAUGCGUUGGAGAACGAACUACAACUUUCACGGGCUCUGGAGACGCUCACUGGUGCAUUAUUCCAACGGCCACCUUUAAUAGCAGCUGUAAAGAGGCAAUUGCGUGUAAGAACGAUCUAUGAGAGCAAACUAAUAGAAUAUGACCCGGAGAGGCGGCUAGGUAUAUUUUGGGUGAGCUGUGAGGCUGGUACUUACAUCCGCACACUUUGCGUUCACAUUGGCUUACUGCUGGGGGUUGGCGGUCAAAUGCAAGAGUUGCGUCGUGUUCGCUCUGGUGUCCUAGGAGAGAAGGAUAACCUUGUCACAAUGCAUGAUGUUCUGGAUGCACAAUGGCAAUUUGAUAACAAUAAGGAUGAAAGUUACUUGCGCAGAGUCAUCUUUCCACUAGAGAAGCUUCUAGUGUCUCACAAAAGACUUGUCAUGAAGGAUAGUGCGGUUAAUGCUAUAUGUUAUGGGGCAAAAAUCAUGCUGCCAGGGUUGCUCAGAUACGAGGAUGGGAUAGAACUGAAUCAAGAGAUUGUGGUCAUAACUACAAAAGGAGAAGCAAUCUGUAUUGCUAUAGCCCUUAUGACAACAGCAGUAAUAUCUACGUGUGAUCAUGGAAUUGUGGCAAAGAUUAAGCGUGUCAUCAUGGAGAGAGACAUUUAUCCACGGAAGUGGGGACUUGGUCCUAAGGCUAGUCAGAAGAAGAUGAUGAUUCAGAAGGGCUUAUUAGACAAGCAUGGUAAAACUAAUGAGAACACUCCUUCAGACUGGAAACAAGGAUAUGUUGAUUACAGUGCUACUCUGAAAUCUAAACAAGCAACAGAUGCUGUUAAGAGAAAGCAUACAAGUGACACAGAAAGUGAUUCUGCAGAUCCUUCAACAAUUAAAAAGAAAAAGGAACAAGUGGGUGAUGCAGAGAGUGAUGCAACUCCUGUGAAAUCCAGCAAGAAGAAGAGAAAAAAGGACAAAGGUGAUGCACUGGAUGAAACGGCUGCACAGAGUAAAGAAAUGGUGGAGACUGGUUCUGAUGAUGGAGGCACAGCCCUUAAAACAAAGAAAAAGAAGAAAAAAGACAAAACACAAGAAGAAAGGGAAUCUCCUGCAGAAGAGACUGAGCAGGCAACUGACAGUGUCAAGAAAAAGAAAAAGAAGAAAAAGGAAAGUGCUGACUAGCAAGGAAACGACAUUCUCCAUGUUUUUGUUCAGUGACUGAUAACUAAGCUUUAAUAUAUGGCAGUCUGCCCUGUUUUAAGGGCAAUGUAAAAGCUUUCAGUUCCUGUGUAUAUAAAUGAUGGCCAUUUGAAAAGCCAACCUUUGUUUUCCUUUUGAAUAAACAAGUUUCUUUUAAA
Molecule: messenger RNA, 1917 nt
Organism: Xenopus laevis (African clawed frog)
Lineage: Eukaryota; Metazoa; Chordata; Amphibia; Anura; Pipidae
Gene: dkc1.L
Product: dyskeratosis congenita 1, dyskerin L homeolog
Exons: 18
Coding region: 113-1741 (542 amino acids)
Biological process (GO): RNA modification; pseudouridine synthesis; RNA processing
Cellular component (GO): Cajal body; box H/ACA snoRNP complex
Molecular function (GO): pseudouridine synthase activity; RNA binding
Source: RefSeq, a predicted model, not a curated record